This is a messenger RNA of Ricinus communis (castor bean), 1666 nucleotides long. Its product is annotated as cysteine synthase 2. Bases 55 to 1329 code for a protein of 424 amino acids. The transcript is spliced from 6 exons. Gene Ontology annotation, cellular component: cytoplasm. Gene Ontology annotation, molecular function: cysteine synthase activity. Lineage: Eukaryota; Viridiplantae; Streptophyta; Magnoliopsida; Malpighiales; Euphorbiaceae. The record is from RefSeq and is a predicted model, not a curated record.
UUAUAACAGUAAGCCGUUAGUCUUACUAGCUCUGAGGCUGGAACCGCCACAACAAUGGCGCCUGUGAAAACCACAGGAGCCAUUGUAGCUGCGAUCUCUGUGUCAAUGGCACUUCUUUCUUACAUACUUUGCAGUUACACAUCUAAUAAAAAUACCCGUUUGGAAAUUUCUAAUAAGAAAAAGAAAAAACCAAGAAAUGGACUCAUUGAUGCUGUCGGCAAUACUCCUUUGAUUAGGAUCAAUAGCCUCUCUCAAGCUACCGGUUGUGAAAUUCUCGGGAAAUGUGAGUUUCUGAAUCCUGGAGGCAGUGUGAAAGAUAGGGUUGCUGUGAAGAUAAUUGAAGAGGCUCUGGAAUCUGGCCAGUUAUCUCAGGGUGGAGUUGUAACUGAGGGAAGUGCUGGAAGCACUGCUAUCAGCCUUGCUACAGUGGCUCCUGCUUAUGGAUGCAAAUGCCAUGUGGUCAUCCCAGAUGAUGUUGCUAUUGAGAAGUCCCAAAUUCUUGAAGCAUUGGGAGCUACUGUUGAAAGGGUAAGACCAGUUUCAAUUACACACAGAGACCACUAUGUCAAUGUUGCUAGGCGACGGGCACUUGAAGCAAAUGAAUUAGCUGCAAAGCAUAAACAAUAUGAUCAAAUUGAUGGCGAAAAAAGUAAUGGUUACAGAUCUGAGGGAGAAAAACAAGGUUCAGUUUUCUCAAAAUAUUGCAAUGGGGGUUUCUUCGCUGAUCAGUUUGAAAAUUUGGCCAAUUAUCGAGCCCAUUUUGAGGGUACUGGGACUGAAAUUUGGGAACAAACAAAUGGUAGUUUAGAUGCAUUUGUGGCAGCUGCAGGCACUGGUGGGACUGUGGCUGGUGUUUCUAGGUUUCUGCAGGAAAAGAAUCCAAUUAUCAAAUGCUUUCUCAUAGAUCCUCCAGGUUCUGGUUUGUUCAAUAAGAUAACAAGGGGGGUUAUGUACACUAAAGAGGAGGCUGAAGGGAAAAGGCUAAAGAAUCCAUUUGACACUAUAACAGAAGGAAUUGGAAUUAACAGAAUAACUCAGAAUUUUAUGAUGGCAAAACUUGAUGGUGCUUUUAGAGGCACAGAUAAGGAGGCAGUGGAAAUGUCAAGGUUUCUUUUGAAGAAUGAUGGCCUCUUUCUGGGGAGUUCUUCAGCCAUGAAUUGUGUUGGGGCUGUUAGAGUUGCACAGGCGAUUGGCCCUGGUCACACGAUAGUGACCAUUCUUUGUGAUAGCGGGAUGAGGCAUCUUAGUAAGUUUCACAAUGCUGAGUAUCUGUCCCAGCAUGGUUUAACACCCACAGCCACUGGAUUAGAGUUUCUUGGAAUCAAGUGAAGAUUGGGGCUGGCUGAGAUUUUUGUCAAGAGUUGAAGAAGGAAUUGGAGCAAUGCUCGUGUUUCAAAAUUUUGUGAAGGUUGUAGUAUGAAGAUUUAGUUCGGCCUGAAGGUUUUAGCAAUUAGAUAAUGAAGCAGUGGUAUCAGGUAGAUUGAUCACCAUUCAUUUUAAAAGGAUUAGGACAUAUUCGCAACACAGCGUGCGUAUAGAAUUGUUAAUUUAUAGUUUUGGUUGAAGAAGAGAAUUCUGUAGAUUCAUUCAAAUUAUUUUUUGAACAUAUUGAGGUUUGAGAUUGCACCAAUGACAAAAUCUUUAGUCCUGAUGUUUUUCUUUUUCC